This is a messenger RNA of Capronia coronata CBS 617.96, 1749 nucleotides long. RefSeq lists its product as uncharacterized. The record is from RefSeq and is a predicted model, not a curated record. The transcript has a single exon. The coding region runs from base 1 to 1749 and encodes 582 amino acids. Lineage: Eukaryota; Fungi; Ascomycota; Eurotiomycetes; Chaetothyriales; Herpotrichiellaceae.
AUGUCUGCGCAGACCCAAGCAGAAGCGCCAUGGCAACCCAUCGCCCGACGUAAACAAGCAGACCGCGCCGCCCAGAUCCCGUCGGAAUGGAUGCUCCCAUCCCACGUCCUGCCCAGAGACCCUCCGCGGCUAGAGUACGGCCCUCAAAACGUGCUCGAUGUGCCUAGUCAAUUCCUCUCCGACGCAGAAAUCUCCAUAACAGAAUCCUACACGAUCGCGACCCUCCUCUCAGCAAUCGCAUCGAAGAAACUCUCGUCCACAGAGGUAGCCAAAGCGUUCUGCCACCGUGCCGCCAUCGCCCAGCAAUUGACCAAUUGCCUGACCGAACCGCUAUUUGCCUCCGCGAUCGAACGUGCCAAAGAGCUGGACGUAUACCUGAAAGAGCACGGCAAGCCGUUCGGCGCGCUCCACGGCCUGCCCGUCUCGGUCAAAGACACAUUCAACAUCGCAGGCGUCGACUCGUCGAUCGGCCUAGCAUAUCUAUGCUACAAGCCCGCAAAGAAGAAUGCGGUGCUGGUGACCCUCCUCCUGUCGCUAGGGUGCGUGAUCGUAGCAAAGACGAAUGUCCCGCAGACACUGGCCGCGCUGGAUUCCAUCAACAACGUCUUCGGACGCACCAUGAACCCCAUCAAUCGCUUGUGCACGGCAGGCGGGUCUUCUGGGGGUGAAGGGGUGCUCGUCGCAAUGAAAGGCAGCAUGAUCGGCAUCGGCACCGACAUUGGAGGCAGCAUUCGCGUUCCAGCCAUGUGUAAUGGCGUGUAUGGAUUCAAGCCGAGCAACGGCCGCCUGCCGUACGGCGGACAAGCCCUCACGGGCAUGGAGGGCAUAGGCCGGACCAGCGUCCAGGCUGUGGCGGGACCCAUUGCUCGCAGCGUCGAAGAUAUCGACGUGUUGAUGCGCGAACUCGUCCCGCGCGCCAGUCUCUGGGGCGAAGACUGCAUGCCGGUCGGAUGGUCCCUUCAUCCACGCAACCCUCGUGCCCGCGGCAGCGGUAAGACCGGUGAGCUCGUGGUUGGUGUCCUGCGCAGCGACGGCAAUUGCGCCAUUCUGCCACCCAUCGCCAACGUGUUGGACGAGGUCGGUGCACAAUUGCGCGCAACUCCAAACGUUACUGUGAUUGAACUCGACUGUCCCAGGGCCUGGACAAGAUGUCAAACAGUCAUGAGCAAGCUGAUGAGCGUCGACGGCGCCGAGCUCAUGGCUGAUAUGAUUUCGGCUACUCAGGAGCCGCUGGUGCCGUGGAUGGCCACACGCUUUCGGAAAGGUAAGCCUCAACCAUUGACUCGUGUUGCCGAGUUACAGGCCCAGCGCGCCGCCUUGGAACGCGAGAUGCUCGACAUCUGGGUCUCGACGGACUCAGAGGGUCGACGGACACAGAUACUCGAUGCCAUCGUCUGUCCCGUGGCCCCGCACCCAGUCCCGCCUAUCGAUGGAUACAAUGCUGUUGGGAUGACCAGCUCUUGGGUCCUGCUGGACUAUCCUGCCGGCACGGUGCCUGUGCGGGUUUGUCAAGAGAGCGAUUUGCAACUGGGAACCUCCCAGGGCGGUAAAGUGCUAGGGUCGUGGGAUGAGCGGAACCGCGAGCUCUGGGACGAAAGCAAGACCGAUCGCAGAAUAUACGUGGGGACGCCUUUGAGUGUGCAAGUCGUCGUGCCACGACUGCAGGACGAGAAGUUGGUCGAGGUCAUGGGCUGGGUGGAUGGCGCCGUCAAGGGUGAGAAACAGCAGCCGGUAAAGUCCAGGUUGUAA